Molecule: messenger RNA, 393 nt
Organism: Penicillium salamii
Lineage: Eukaryota; Fungi; Ascomycota; Eurotiomycetes; Eurotiales; Aspergillaceae
Source: the annotation of a GenBank genome assembly
AUGCUUUUUGAGGUCUACACCACCGAAUCGAUUGGCGCACCGCGGAACCAUAUCGCCAUCUACAUCGAGACCGCCCCGAGUGAAGACGCAGGCUGGCUCUACCAUGUUACUGGGACAAUCCUCAACGGUAUGGAAUACACACCUAGGGAAACACCAAACCCUGUGCACCUCCCGGAGUAUGUACCAUCCUCAAUGAAGCAAAUCGGGACCAUUGAGGAAGAAGAUCUGGACAAGUUUAUUACGGAGGUAUGCCUCGUGGUUCCUCCCCCGAGAGCCCAAGUCACGCUUCGAGGCACCCGCUUGUACCCCGACAUUCCGCUUUACCGCUGUGGGGAUUGGCUGAAUGAUGUUCAAGAGAUGGCUUUUCAGAAAGGGAUCUUCAAUUCUCUCUGA